This is a messenger RNA of Triticum aestivum (bread wheat), 1186 nucleotides long. RefSeq lists its product as uncharacterized. Bases 201 to 716 code for a protein of 171 amino acids. The transcript is spliced from 7 exons. NCBI's taxonomy places the organism in Eukaryota, Viridiplantae, Streptophyta, Magnoliopsida, Poales, Poaceae. The record is from RefSeq and is a predicted model, not a curated record.
CGCGGAACCGGUCACCCCACUCGCACGCCUGCAGCCCCAGCGCUCCUCUCCCCUGCAGUAUAGGGCAAGCUAGACCGGGAAUCCACCUGUCUCGAUCUGGAUCAGGCUGGUCUUUGCCGAGGAUUAGCAGAGCGGCGGCGGCUUCCAUCGGGUUGACGGCGUUGGCAGAGGCGGAGCGCAGCAUCCUCUCCUGAGUCAAGAUGUCGACGCUCAGAACUUUGAGAGCAAGACCUCAGAGAGGUUUCCCUCUGAUCUGUCUGACAUAUGAUUAUAUGGAGCAUAUGGUCAAAUUUUCGGGCCGGACUGUGGGUCUCAAAAGAUCUCAAGAGAAAGAGGACUAUUUUGAUAUUGAGUUUGAAACUCAAAGAGAGGCCAGCUAUGUGUUUUACGUUCUCAAUGGAAAGGUGCCACUCAUGGAGUUCAGUUGGGCUCCGAGGAACCUUACCAGCAAAAAACCACCAUCAGGAGUAGUGGAAGUUUCCUUCAUACCACCAACUUAUGACCUUGAUGCCUACAGCGAGACGCCGUCACUGCCAAUCCCCGCCAACCAGCCAUUCCCCACAGUGUGGAAAAUCCCAACACAGAAUGACCCACUGGCACAACCUGACCAACUUCCUGCAAUGCGGUAUCCCCCAAGCAGGGUUCAGAUGGACCAAGUGGACCCGCGCCCUCCAUACGAAGCACGCUUCUGGCCACAAGUCCUUCCGACAUACUAAUUGAUAGUACAGGAGGGGGACAUUUUUUUGGGGAGAUGAGCGGUGGAGCACUUUUUUUGGGGGAGAUGAAGGGUGGAGCACUCGUCACCUUCCGGUGAAUCAGGAGUCAUCUUCAGUUUUGGAAGAGGGGAUGCAGCAGUUAGUUUUGUAUGCCUUUCUUGACAGUCGUGUUCGCUUUACUUGUAUCAUCAUGCGUUACAGACAGUCUGUGGACACAACAAGAGACUUGAUAUCAUGUGGACUCAGCGUCAAGACCAAAGGUCGAACUGGUUGUAUGCAUAAACUGAAUCAAGAUCAGAGCACACGGCGAGAUGGUUUCCAUUCCAGACGCCCAUAUCAAUUGGGGUUGCCUUGCUUGAUUUUGCUACUCCUUGUUCACUUUUAUAAGGCAUUGUAGACAUUCUAAACAGCGUGCAAAACAGCUUGUCUAAAACGAUUUAUAGAAGUGAACGGAGGGAGUAUUCAAAGUA